UUUUUUUUUAAGAUUUAUUUAUUGAUUAUAUGUAAGUACACUGUAGCUGUCUUCAGACACUCCAGAAGAGGGAGUCAGAUCUCAUUACAGAUGGUUGUGAGCCACCAUGUGGUUGCUGGGAUUUGAACUCUGGACCUUCGGAAGAAUAGUCGGGUGCUCUUACCCACUGAGCCAUCUCACCAGCCCCUGAACAUUGUUCUUGACUAGGCUAGUUCUUAGGCAGACUUCACUGUCAUUUGGAAUGUAAAAAAAAUUAUAAACAUUUUUUUCUUCUUGGUCGCACAAAAGUCCAAGAAUUACAGAAUGUUACAUUCCAGUAAAAGCCAGCCAAGAUGAUAAAAGUCCCCGCACUGAAUGACCUUCAGUUAAUGACAUUAUCUUAGGAGAAACAUUAACCCUGUGUUAACUAACAUUUGUAGUCACAAAGGCAUCAUCAGUUCUGAAGAACUGGGAGACAGUAAAUGGUGGCUUUUGCUGUGAGUCCAGUGACAGCAGGCUGGACCAAGUGCACUUGCAUUCUUACAGAACUUUCUUCUUACAAGGAAGCUAGUUAAUGGUAAUGAGGGGCCUAUGAAGCUGUGGACCCGAGAACCAGGACUUUCUUGGGAUUUAAGAUGCUGCUGUGCGGUCCUCUAGACCUCUAGACUUUACUGUUGUCUCUUUCUCCUUUAGUGGUCUCAUCGUUCUGCCAGAAUGGUUAUCUUGUUCUUUAAAAAACAAGAAAACCUGUUUUAACAUUUAUUUGUGUGGUCACCAAAGAAUGAUGAUGACCAGGGCCACCUAUCAAACAGGAAGUCUUUAGCUUACAGCCACAGCACACGUGUGUGGAGGUCAGAGGAUAACUUGCAAGGGCUGUUUCUCUCCUUCCAUGCUGUAGAGCCCUGGGGAUCAAACGCAGGUUGUCAGACUGGGCAGGAGGUGCCUUGGCCCUCGGAGCUCGCUCACCCGCCUUGUGCCCUUUUCAGCAGGAAUUAAGUCAGCCCUACCAGAGAGAGGGAGCCUGGUCUUGACAGUCCCAGAAGGGGAAGACAAUGUAUUGUCGAGUGUCUGGGUCUGUGGAGGAAGCUGUAAAUGGCAGUGAAGAAGAAAAUGCAGGCCCUCUGCAGGCCGAGGCUGGGAGUCAGCAGGCACCGUCUAAGCCCCUCGAGUCCCGUUGGUUGAAGUAUCUGGACAAGGGCUGCGAGGACCAGGAGCUGGACAGAGGGAGACCAGCUCUUAAGACACAGCUUUCAACCAGUGCUGAGCGGCCAAGCAGUCCAGCCCAACCCAGGAAGAGGAAAUGGAAUCAGCGCACAGGGCAGCCUGCACACAGCCUGCAUGGCCAGGGUGUGGACAGUGUUGAAGACAACUUUGAACACCAGGACUCCACUGGCCUGUUUGGAACAGAGCAGCAAGGCACCAGCCCUGCCCUCAGUACUGCGAACCACACCAGAGAGCUCGGUUUUCCUAGGUGGAAACUACCAAGUCCUGUUACACAAGUUAAUGCCCCAUCUUCUAAAUGGGCACGGUUUCUCCUGGCACCUGGAAAUAGUCCUCAAGUGGAUGAGAAACCAAGUCCUCUGCAGGAGGCCACCAUGCUAGCUGACCUGGCACAAGGGACUGUUGAGAACAAGACUCCAGUGGAAGGCCACUUCAGCAGAGCCCCUGCCAUUAGGCCUCCUCAAGCCAUUCACACUACCACCCCACAACUGGACAGACCUGACAGGAAGACCCGAGAGCAGCCAAGGGACAUGGGGACUCCUCGAGCAGAUGGUAGGCCUUUGGCUCAAGGGACCCAGAAGGCUCCACCCUUGCAACUGCACAACCUCUUUACAACCGGAGAGGACUUUGAUGAUGACCUGUAGCCUUCACUGUUCUGUGUCCCUCAAUGCCAGUCCUCCUUGUCACAGACUGGGGUGCUCUGGAACAAAUAACCCAACAAUAAACGUGCCUGUCAACAGAG
Molecule: messenger RNA, 1942 nt
Organism: Mus musculus (house mouse)
Lineage: Eukaryota; Metazoa; Chordata; Mammalia; Rodentia; Muridae
Gene: Mrnip
Product: MRN complex interacting protein
Exons: 5
Coding region: 1032-1844 (270 amino acids)
Biological process (GO): response to ionizing radiation; positive regulation of double-strand break repair via homologous recombination; mitotic G2 DNA damage checkpoint signaling
Cellular component (GO): Mre11 complex; nucleus; nucleoplasm
Molecular function (GO): chromatin binding
Source: RefSeq, a predicted model, not a curated record